AUGCCAAGAGGCCAGUCCAGUAUUCCUAGUUUAAAAAACCCGGAUGCAGAUAAAGUUCGUCCAGAGAUCAAGAAAAUAUGUGAGAAAUUCAUGUUGUCUGAUGACAGUCUUAUGAAGGUCUCAAAAAUCAUGGAAGACGAAAUGAAUCGGGGUUUGCGGAAUGAGCCUAGUUGUCUGGAAAUGUUGCCAUCGUUCAUUCGGGGAGUUCCGAACGGUACGGAACGGGGCGAUUUCCUGGCGCUUGAUCUUGGCGGUACUAAUUUUCGAGUGUUGCUGAUUAAACUGAAGGGCGAUGUGGCCGAGAUGACUGGGAAAGUAUAUCGUAUACCUGAAGAAAUCAUGCGAGGUGUCGGCACUGUGCUAUUCGAUCACAUUAGCCAAUGCUUAGCAGAUUUCCUCGAAGAACAUGACUUGAAAGAGUGCAAAGAGUUGCCUCUUGGUUUUACAUUCUCAUUCCCGGUACAACAGGAAAAUCUUACCACUGGCAGACUUAUUAGCUGGACAAAAGGUUUCAAUGCAAAAGGAGUGGAAGGUCAAGACGUCGUUCAGUGUCUUCGAGAUGCGUGUAAUCGUCGCAAGGACAUCAGUAUCGAUGUAGUAGCGCUGCUUAAUGAUACAGUUGGCACAUUGAUGGCAUGUGCCUUCAAGGACAGUACUUGUCAAAUUGGCGUUAUUCUUGGAACUGGUACAAAUGCCUGCUACAUGGAAAAGCUUUCCAACUGUCCAAAACUCAAAAAAUAUGGAUUUGAUGACGACCGAUAUCCAAAAGAAGUUAGUCUCAAAUAA
This is a messenger RNA of Loa loa (African eye worm), 786 nucleotides long. RefSeq names its product hexokinase. The record is from RefSeq and is a predicted model, not a curated record. Bases 1 to 786 code for a protein of 261 amino acids. Gene Ontology annotation, biological process: glucose 6-phosphate metabolic process; glycolytic process; intracellular glucose homeostasis. Gene Ontology annotation, molecular function: ATP binding; mannokinase activity; D-glucose binding. NCBI's taxonomy places the organism in Eukaryota, Metazoa, Nematoda, Chromadorea, Rhabditida, Onchocercidae. Gene Ontology annotation, cellular component: cytosol; mitochondrion. The transcript is spliced from 5 exons.